UGGGAGUAAUAAUCCUCCGCAACUCACCCCACCGUUACUACACUAUUUCGUAGGGUUUAAUGGUGCUCUCUUCCGCCUCCUCCUCACUCUCUCUCUCUCCCUCCCUCCCUCUCUCCACCGAUAGCCGCAAACCACACCUCCCGUUCUAGAGAGAGAGAGGCUCGACACUUGACAGCGCUUAAAAGCACCGCGUUGUGUGUGUGUAUGUAUGUAUCUCUAUCUAUACGCAUAUCUGUAUAAAUAGAAAGAGAGGAAUUUGGAUGCUCUUUCAUGGCUGAAACUCUGUUCGAUUCGUAUAAAUCCAUUACGAACCCGAACGACACUUCGUCGGACCCAUCGGAUCCGAGCAAGAAGACGGAUGGAGCUCCGUUCAGCAGGAAAAUCGACUUCCACUUGGCGAGGAAGCCUUUCAGUGGGUUCAGCAACGGCGUCGGUGGGUUUAAGUUGGAGACACUGAACCCUACGAGGUCGGAUCCUCACAGGCCCGGUGGAUCGAGCCAAGGGAGCGGGUUUUCGGGUCUGGGUGGGAAGAAUAAGCCAGAUGGGUCGUCGUCGGAGUUUUUGGAUUUCGGGUUGGAUCCUGAGCUCAGAUUCGGGAUUACUUUCAGGAGAAUCGGUGCAGGACUGAAAAAUCUUGGAAAUACUUGCUUCCUCAAUUCAGUAUUACAAUGUCUCACGUACACAGAGCCUUUGGCAGCAUAUUUACAAAGUGGGAAGCAUCAAAAUUCUUGCCGUACUGCUGGAUUUUGUGCUUUGUGUGCUAUCCAGAAGCACGUUAGCCGUGCCUUGCAAUUACCACCUGGGAGAAGUUUAGCACCGAAUGAUCUUGUCUCAAACUUGAGGUGCAUAUCUCGGAGCUUCCGAAAUGCCAGACAAGAGGAUGCUCAUGAGUACAUGGUUAAUUUGCUGGAGUCAAUGCACAAAUGUUGCUUACCUGCAGGAGUAUCAAGUGAAUCACCAAGUGCUUAUGAGAAAAGUUUGGUCCAUAAAAUCUUUGGUGGUCGCCUCCGUAGCCAGGUGAAAUGCAUGCAAUGCUCCUUCUGCUCCGACAAAUUUGAUCCCUUCUUAGAUUUAAGUCUUGAAAUCAUCAAGGCAGAAUCAUUGCACAAGGCACUCACACACUUCACUGCCAAAGAAUAUUUAGACGGAGGAGAGAGGCAGUACCAGUGUCAAAAGUGCAAGCACAAAGUAAAGGCUCUCAAGCAGCUCACUAUUCACCAGGCCCCUCAUGUUCUUACCAUCCAUCUAAAGCGCUUUGGUGCACAUCAAGCUGGGCAAAAGGUUGACAAGAGAGUUCAAUUUGGUCCAACAUUGGACUUGAAACCUUUUGUCACUGGUCUCUAUGAGGGAGAUUUGAAGUAUACUCUUUAUGGUGUUCUUGUUCAUGCUGGUUGGAGCACCCAUUCUGGCCAUUAUCACUGCUACAUUCGCACAUCAAGUGGCAUGUGGUACUCCCUUGAUGACCAUCAGGUUCGCCAAGUUAGUGAAAAGGUGGUUUUGGAGCAGAAGGCCUAUAUGUUAUUCUACGUUCGAGACAGAACAAAUUCUACUCUAAAGAAGCAUGUUGGUUUUGUUCAGAAAGAAAGCAUGAUCACAAAUGCCAUUGGAAACAAAAUGCAUUCCACUUUAAAUCAAGGUUCAAAGGAAACAGUUCAAAAUGGCCCAAUUGAUAAAAGAGUAAUUGACUCUGCUGCUGCCGUAACCAGGAACAAUGCUAUCAUCAGUGAUGUACUGAUGGAAAGCUUCACGAAGGAAGCUUCUAUUCAGAAAACUAAGGGUCCUGCACUAGAAAUUUCAUCCAAGGUGCCAAUAUCCAACAAUGCAGUAAAUAGGCUUCCUAUUCUGCAUCUGAAUGGAGAACAUUUAACAAAAUCAGCUUGUAUUGAGGGCUCUGACAAGACUGUCAAUAAUGCUUUGGGUGCAACAACUGACGGUAAAACUAGCGAUUCCUACAAGGAGAGAUGUACCAAGAAAGACAACACUGAUUUGGUUGUGGUAGCGCCCAAUGCCCAAGUUUUGGUAACCAAUAAAGAUCAAAGCAUUGUCAAUGCAAAGGCCCAUAUGAGCAAUGACACAAGUACCAAGAAAGAUAUGAGUGACUCAAUUACCAUAGCUCCCGAACUCAAUGGCCGCCAAAGUUCUGCUGGAGAUUCAUGUAUCACGGAAACUACACCUCAAAAGAUACAUAGUGAGGCUUCAUUGCAGAAAUCUAAUGAGAGAGAAUCUGCGUUUAUUGACCAUGUAAAAUCAUUGGAUGAGCCAAGCUGCGUAAACAUUCAGGCCAAGGGUUUGUUGACGGAAAGUACUCUUGGAGAUGGUGGUCAGAGAAAGGGAGUUACUGAAUCAGUAGGAUCAUCAGGCAUACAAACCAUGCAUAUCUCUUCACACAAUGGGGCUGUUGACCAUAAGCGCCAAGAAAAAUUGAAGAAGAAGCUUCCAAAGUGUCCGAUUAAUAGCGUGCACCUUGGCUCAAGCAUCCUUUUUGGGGUAUAUUUAAGCCUGCAGAAGAAGAAGCACAAAAAGAUCAAACGGCGCGUUGUAAAGUUUGGCAAUGUAACUAGAGAGCACAUAAUGGACUCAGAAUGUAGUCCAUCAAUGUCUGAAAUAACCAGGACACUGUCAUUUAAUGAUAAACUUCACUCUCGAGGAAAGGGCUUGAAAUCAUGUUCAACUAAGAAAGACGAUGUUGCUGUUGCAAAGAAUGUUAAAAGUUCAGAUGACAAUUUAGCGAGGGGGGUCAUUGAUGAAGAAUUUAGAGAGAGAAUUGUUCAAAAUGGUGCUGUGCUUUCAACAGAUAAACCGCCACUGAGGAACUUUCGCUCCCCUCUGACAGGAAAUGAAUCGGGUGCUCGAUGUGCUAAUGGUACAAAAGAAAGUAGUGGAGAUUCAGUCCAAAAUGGCUUAAUGAGCAUGCUUACCAGAGGUUUGGAAGAGAAAACUGUUGCACGUUGGGAUGGGAUAGAACUGCCUCCUUCUCGCAUUACAGAAUCAAGUUGUGUGCAGUCUGUUAGAGUUGGUUACAUCGGAGAUGAAUGGGAUGAAGAAUAUGACAGGGGAAAGAGGAAGAAGGUUAGGAUCUCGGAGAAUGUUUUUGGUGGACCAAAUCCAUUCCAAGCAAUUGCGAGCAAGAAGGCCAAGUUGAAGAAGGUGAAGAUGGACCAGUCCAGCUCAGGAAACCGACCUUAUAGGAUAUGAAAUAUGUUGAUCAUGAGCUGAGCAGAGUGCGUAAUGCGGAAUGCAUGCGGAAUAAUUUUGCUUUUGAGAGUUUUUAUUUUUAUUUUUAUUUUUUUUCCAGGUUUUGCUCAUUGUGAAAGGGUAACUUGGGAAUCUGUACGGACAAUUCGUACGUGGGAAUAUCUGAGUAGUUGGGAAAUGUACAAGCUGUGAGAGCUUUCUUUUAUUUAUGGAAUGUAACAAGCUUUGAGCUGGUAUAUUGCAAGCUAAAUUUUGUAUCCGGAUUGGUAAACCAAAGUCAAUGGACACUUUUUAAGUUUGUUAAGCAAUGAGAGGAGUUGUAUGCAAA
Messenger RNA from Rhododendron vialii, 3523 nucleotides. Its product is annotated as ubiquitin carboxyl-terminal hydrolase 23. The transcript has 11 exons. Gene Ontology annotation, biological process: protein deubiquitination. The coding region runs from base 271 to 3195 and encodes 974 amino acids. Gene Ontology annotation, molecular function: cysteine-type deubiquitinase activity; cysteine-type endopeptidase activity. Lineage: Eukaryota; Viridiplantae; Streptophyta; Magnoliopsida; Ericales; Ericaceae. Gene Ontology annotation, cellular component: cytosol; nucleus. The record is from RefSeq and is a predicted model, not a curated record.